UGGGCUUUGCUGUCUUGACAUGUUUCCCAGGAGACUCUGGGAAAUGCAGAAGCAGAGUCUCCAACAGCAGCUGCAGGCCCCAGGGCUACGUACCUGCUUGCAGAGUUUUGGUCCCGAGAGGCAGGCUGUGUGCUCAGACUUGACCAUGUUUGGGCAUGGAGGCUCAACCCAGAUGGGACGAGAGGUUGCUUCCCUGGAGACUGGCUGGGAGACCAAACUUCCUGCUUCAGUUCCAAGGCCUGACUUAGGGUGGGGGUGGGGGACUGGGCAGAGAGAAACCAUCUGCAACCGAAGACCCACAGGGCCCAGGGAACUAAAUGAUUGCUGCCCCCAGUGGCCAUGGUGAAGAAGCUGGUGAUGGCCCAGAAGCGGGGAGAGACAAGAGCCCUCUGCCUGGGGGUAGCCAUGGUGGUGUGCGCCGUCAUCACCUACUACAUCCUGGGUACCACUGUGCUUCCCCUCUACCAGAAAAGUGUGUGGACCCAGGAAUCUACCUGUCACCUGAUUGAAACCAACAUCAGGGACCAUGAGGAGCUGGAGGGCAAGAAGGUGCCUCAGUACCCAUGCCUAUGGGUCAAUGUAUCAGCUGUGGGCAAAUGGGCCAUGCUGUACCACACAGAGGACACUCGGGAUCAGAACCAACAGUGCUCCUACAUUCCCACCAACCUGGACAACUACCAGAUGGCCCGGGCCGACGUGGAGAAGGUCAGAGCCAAAUUCCAGGAGCACCAGGUUUUCUACUGCUUCUCUGCACCUCGAGUAAACGAGACCAGUGUCCUGUACCAGCGCCUGUAUGGGCCCCAGACCCUCCUCUUCUCCCUCUUCUGGCCCACCUUCCUGCUGACUGGUGGCUUCCUCAUUAUUGCCAUGGUGAAGCUUAACCGGUCCCUCUCCAUUCUGGCAGCUCAGAAGUAGACCGUAGACGGACCCACUCUACAUAAGGCAUGCUUGCGAGUCACCAGGGACAGAGGGAGGAAGUGAGCAAGGCUGCUCCUCCUUCAAAUACAUGUCUCCUCUUUUAUUCACCUGAUACCUUUGUGAAGUCAUUUCCUGCUCAAGAAUGUUUAAUAGCUCCCUGGCAUCUUUGAAGGACGAAAGGUCAGUCAGCCAGUUACAGUUCCCCACUAUCUGUCCUCAAUCGACUCAUAUCUGUUAUCCAUUAUGUCACUACCCCUCAAAAUGAUGAAGAUUGUCACCGGUGUUCCAAUGUUUUCUCUUGGCUCAAGAGCCUGCCUAUCCAACCUAGGAUGCUACCUUUGGCAAACUUCAGCUUCUUUUUCAAAUUCUAGGAUAUAAACAAUAGCUCUCAUUUACGGGGCACACUUAGUAUAUUACUUUUUAUAAAGGACAUUAAGUCACAUAUGCAUAUUAUUCUAAAAUACUGUUGUGCCUUGGCAUCCAUGGGGGAUCAGUUCUAAGACUCCCUCAGAUGCCAAAAUGUACAGAUGCUGAGGUCUCUUACACAAACCAGUGCAAUGUCUGUAUGGAGUCUCCGCAUACCUUCCCGUGUGCCUUACACCAUCCCAGAUGAUUAGUAACACCCACUACAAUGUCAAUGCUGUGUUAAUAGUUACAAUUUUGUUUUGUUUAGGGAAUAAUGACCUGAGAAAGUCUGUCCCUAUUCAAUGCAGAUGCAACAUUUUCCCUGGAAAUGCUUUCAAUUGGCAGUUGAUUGCAUCUAAUGGUGCAGAACCCGUUGAUGCAGAGGCCGAACCUAAAUAUGCAGAAUAACAGAAGUUUAUGAGGAAAUAAACCAGUACACAUCAAAAUGUUACCCACGGGAUGCUGGUUGACUUUAAUUUUCCUCCUUACUCUUCCUUUUGUUUUUGGUUCUUGUCUCAAAUUUCAGUAAUAGGAAGAUUGUGUACUGUUUUUUUUUUGCUUUUAAUUGGAAAGGAAAAGAUGUUAUUUUGGAAAAAGUUAAAAGGGGGCCACCCUCAAUGAGAUGAGGGUGGGCUGGGAGGGGCUGUUUCUCCUGUCAGAGGCAAGCUGAGGGGACCCAGUGUUAGGCUCCUUAGACACAUAGGAAAGGCACUCACACGAGGACUUGUGGUUUACCUUGAAAGUCACCUUUUGGCACUGAGCCCGACGCAUAAGCAUGUCUUAGAUUUGAAAAAGGUAAAAUUGGAUGGAGCGUGAGUGACCAUCACCACUGCCUGCCACUGUGAUUUCAAUGUGUCCCCUAUAAACACAAGUGUUGGAAAUUAAUCCCAAAUUCUGAUGUUAAGGGCAUUUAGAGGUGGACCAUUUGGAGAUGAUUAGGGUUAGAUGAGGUCUUGAGAGUGGGCCCAGAUGAUAGCACUAGCAUCUUUAUAAUGACAGAAGAGAGACGGGAGUUAACAUGUUGCUCUGCCUCACCUUGCAAUGCCCUUCACCACAUGGAUGCCACGGGGCCAGGUGAAGAACACCAUGUCAUCCCUGCAAUGGAUCUGAUACUCCUCCCAGGGAGCCCCAAUACAUGCUUGAACCCUUCAGUUUCUUAUCUGCAAACUUUCCUUUCAAGGGCAAGUAGCUUGCCAUUCCCUACGGCUUCUCCCCUUUGGGGUCAGCAAAGUCCCAUGGAGUCUUCGAAGAAAGUCCAGUUGUGUUGUUGCACUAUAGUUUACAAAAUGCUACUAUUGGGGGAAAUUCAGUAAAGGGUAGGCAUGAUCUCUCUGUAUUAUUUCUUACAAGUACAUGUAAAUCUACAAUUAUCCCCCCAGUAUAAGUUUAAUUUUAAAAGAGAAAGGAAAGGUCCCAACAAGAAGUCUGAUUUUAAGGGGUCACUUUGCACAGGCUUCUGUGUACCUACAUUUGGGACAAAAACUCAGAAUAUCCAAAUAGCCCUUGCAGGAAGAAAGGGUUUGUCCUUUCAGAAAAAUUAGUAUCUGGAGAUGCCUAGCCUCCGUUGCCCCAUGCAUUAGUAGUAACUCCCUUCAUCUACCUGGGGAAAAAAUGUUCUCCACCUGUGAACAGGGCCCGGCCUACUUCUAUCAAAUACCACACCUGUCUGUGCUCAUUGAACUGCAUGCAGAGGAUGAGCAUGAAAUAAUGGGCAUCUAAGCGUGAUGAAGUUAGACAUGGAGGAGGAAAGGUGAUCUUGGCAACAGUGGCCGUCUGGGAGCAGAGAGCCCUCACUGGUUCUUAGUAGGCUGCUGAUAAUAAGCACCAAGUAUUGACUCUCAGGGACCAAUGACUCACACUUGCAGGGAUACAUGUAGCCCACUCCUCCAGGUGCUCCCCCACAAAGAAAUCAGACCACCUUGUGGAGAUCAGAGACAAAGAGACCUCUGAGAUUCUGACUUGGGGUAGAAAGGACCCUUGUGGGAUAUUCUAAUAAUACUCAGCCUCUGCUUGCUAGCCAAGGCUAUAACUAGAGAAAGUGGGUUCCUCCCAUUUUUGAAGGUCUCAAGGGCAAAAUCUCGCAUGCUUUUCAUGAAAUAUCUGCUCUCUGUAAACCUGGAAGUCUAGGGAGGGCAGAAAGAUGAAUCAGAUACUUGCCUUCAAGGAACUGCCUCCCCUUUUAACCACCCGGCUUCUGCCCCCACUACCACCAUUAUUAAAGUUCCUUCUUCACAGUGAAGAACCUGAAUUAUGCACAUUAAAAUCAUGCAAUACAAAUUUAAAUUUUUUGUGACUUAUUGAAAUGAUGCCUGUUCUCCCUCUCUAAAUCAACAGGUCCCACUCCAAGCUUCUCCUGGUGUUCUUCCCUUAAGUUAGCCAGUUACAAAGUACAUCAACGCCAUUGCCAACUAGCAAGGCAUGCUGGUCUUAAGACUGUCCAGUGCCCUUUAAGUUCAUCUUAUUCUCGAAGGAAUUUGAAUUUUAUGAAAUAUUCAGAACGAUACUGUUUGAGAGAAGUGCAGCUGUCCUGUCUUUCACUAGUCACUGUCUUUUCAUAAGCAGAUAGAAAAGAACCAUCAAGCCCAGGUGAGACACAGAGAUUGUUCCUAGAGUCUAGGGCUGCAACCCUCAAAGUGGAGACCUCCAGGGCCACAACUCCUGUGUAAGGAUGUUAAGAUGUAAAUCACAUCUCUUCUCAUGUUCUUAAGAAUAUAUGACAAAGUUUUUCAGAUGGAGGUUGUGUGACAUACACUGUCACAGCAGGUUGACUGCAGAAAUAGCUACGGAAUUCCACCUGCUUUAUUAUAUUUCAAAACUGUAAAACCAUGAGACUUCCAUCAAUAACAAUGUUUUGGAAAAUAAAAUUGUUUUGCCCAAAAGUGUA
This is a messenger RNA of Nannospalax galili (Upper Galilee mountains blind mole rat), 4207 nucleotides long. It is a transcript of the gene Kcnmb1, whose product is annotated as potassium calcium-activated channel subfamily M regulatory beta subunit 1. The record is from RefSeq and is a predicted model, not a curated record. Gene Ontology annotation, biological process: potassium ion transport; detection of calcium ion. Gene Ontology annotation, molecular function: calcium-activated potassium channel activity; potassium channel regulator activity. Lineage: Eukaryota; Metazoa; Chordata; Mammalia; Rodentia; Spalacidae. Gene Ontology annotation, cellular component: membrane; voltage-gated potassium channel complex. The transcript is spliced from 4 exons. The coding region runs from base 340 to 915 and encodes 191 amino acids.